AUGCUUGUAACACCUGCAGGAAACACAAAAUCGGCGAAGAAGCGUCGGAGCAAUCGAUCGCGAACUGCGUCAGCCUCGCCAAUCGAUUCGACUGAUGGUGGGGUUGACCUCGCGCAGCAAGACAUAGUAUUGACGCCUCCCCACGCUUCUCCGUCGGAGGAUGAUGAAUCGUCGAGCACGCCAUUACAGACUGAUCAAGAGCCCAAAUUCAUCAGUCAUCUCAAUCCAGAAGGCUUUUUUCUCGCCUCAACAAGCCUUGGGGCAUCCGAUGCAGCCAAGCACGGAGACACCUUAGGCUUAUGGAUUUCGCAAGAAGCCAGAAACAGCCUCGACAAUGACUAUCCGCGGCCUGAACCUGUUGGUAACCUGCGCAGUGUCUAUCCAAACAGGUCAAGCACUGAAGUACUGCCAGUUCCGACUUGUUUCAAAGCCUUGCGAGCUAUCUACCUGCGAGAUAUCUACCCCAUAUUUCCAAUCUUGCCUCUGGAGAUAUUGCCAGAUCAGCUCGCUCCGACAUGCUCUCCUGCGGAAGCAGUUCUGGUCCAGGCGCUCUGCAUCGCCCUAGCGACGAAUGAGUCCGCCAGUCCGCACCUCUGUUUACAGCAUGUGAAAGGAGUAUUGGAUCCAAGGGCUUUUGUCAGUCAUCUAUCCCGAGCUAUCUCAGAAACUAUCGAUCGCUUUAAAAUUAGAGAUCAUUUAUUGCUGGCUCGUGUGUUUUCAAUCCUCUCACUGUUUUCCUCAUUCUCAACAGAUGAUCAUACAGCAGCAGAAUAUGGUGCUCGGGCUAUUAGCAACAUACACACCAUGCAGAUCCAGCUCGACACCUCGAACAUACGAAAAGACAAUGCCAUUGUGACUCAGAGUUUUCUCUGUGUGUGGGCUCUUGAUCGACUGAAUUCAGUCUUUCAUUACAGACCAUCUUUGAUGCACACGCGGGACAUUGGAAGAGACAUCACUGCCUCCAUUGCCGAACAGAAAGGAUGUUUUCGUGCUCUACUGAUGAUUUGUGACCGACUCGACAAUAUCGUUAAUCUCUAUCGCCCUGCUCAUCAGCUCAGCAAGCAUGACGGCGCGCUAGAUAUCCCCAGCUUUGACGAAUUGAUCGUCGAAGCCAACGCUGUACAAUCCCCCACCCACUUACUCGGUCUGAGCAUCCCCUAUGAUACAGAUCAUUGA
This is a messenger RNA of Penicillium brevicompactum, 1176 nucleotides long. Its product is annotated as fungal specific transcription factor domain-containing protein. The record is from RefSeq and is a predicted model, not a curated record. Bases 1 to 1176 code for a protein of 391 amino acids. NCBI's taxonomy places the organism in Eukaryota, Fungi, Ascomycota, Eurotiomycetes, Eurotiales, Aspergillaceae. The transcript has 2 exons.